AGCUCCAAAUUCCGAAGGUGGCUUCCAAAGUCCAACCUGCUGGGUUGAAACCUGACACUUGACAGACUCCGCGGGAGCUGCCACAGAAAGUGGAACCAGGAACCAGGAAAUGCUGAAGCCUCUUUACAUAGAAAAACAGCCAGGCUCCCUCCGAAUCAGAGCGCCAUGGGAAACGGGCUGUGCUGUGGGGGAAGCUGCAAAAGAAGAAAACUUCCAUCAGGAGACGUAAAUCAGACAAAUAUGGUUGGCUCUGGUGACAGUUGGAAAUGUACCAGCAAGAAAAAGAAUGGGAAGAGCUGCUUAUCCUCUCUUCAGAGGGAAAAGAUGACGGGGAGCCAAGCAAGAUGGACACAGAAGCAACAGCAGGAGCUGCAGCAGAAUGGUACAAAGGGCCAUGACACAGCAAGACAUACCUAUGAGGUGGUGUUAAAGCAUCCCGUGUCUCAAGGGAGGAGUCAAGACCUCAGUUCGGAGAGCAGCUUACAUUAUGCAGACAUUCAAGUGUGCAGUCGGCCCCAGCCACACUCUGCCCAGCGUGUGAAGCACCAGCAGUCAGAAAACAGGACAGAGUAUGCCACCCUUCGCUUCCCCCAGGCCACACGCCGCUAUGACAGCAAGAACGGGACACUCGUGUGAGCUGUGGGCAGGAGGGGCCUGUCUCCAUUUCACCACUACUUCUGAAGGGAGAAUCUACUGCUGUGAACUGGGUGGCAGCCUGGGGAUGGUGGCUGGCCACAUUUUAAAUUUAAAGAACUCAGGAGUCCUUGGAAUUAUGUGCCCCCAAGCUUGCUCUCUUUCCUAAACCUGUCUUUUAUUUGCCCCCUGUUCUUUAUCUUGGGGUUGUAUUUGGGUUAGCCAGAGGGGGAUGGAAUUCCACAUAAAGGGGGUUAGGUUGAAUGUGCAGGAAGGUAGGUUUGAGGCCCCCUACCUUUGCUUCUGCUUGAAAGAAAAGUACAGAAAGAACAGGUUACACCUUUAACACUUGAACUGAUCUUGUUGGACUUAAUAGGCUCUCUUUCACGCAUUUUAAUUCUAAAGCUGAAGAAGAGGUGUUGUGGAAAAGCUUUCUAAACUUUCACACUGCCCCCUGUGCUGGUAUGAGCAAAAUAUCCUCAGUGGCUAGGCCAAGGUCCCAGAUCUAAACAGACAAAAAUGAGGCAUGGUGGACAUUUUCUAUCGU
Molecule: messenger RNA, 1180 nt
Organism: Talpa occidentalis (Iberian mole)
Lineage: Eukaryota; Metazoa; Chordata; Mammalia; Eulipotyphla; Talpidae
Gene: CUNH11orf52
Product: chromosome unknown C11orf52 homolog
Exons: 6
Coding region: 166-636 (156 amino acids)
Cellular component (GO): extracellular exosome
Source: RefSeq, a predicted model, not a curated record